This is a messenger RNA of Helicoverpa zea (corn earworm), 1708 nucleotides long. RefSeq names its product solute carrier family 25 member 44. Gene Ontology annotation, biological process: branched-chain amino acid catabolic process. The record is from RefSeq and is a predicted model, not a curated record. The coding region runs from base 603 to 1655 and encodes 350 amino acids. The transcript is spliced from 8 exons. Gene Ontology annotation, molecular function: branched-chain amino acid transmembrane transporter activity. Gene Ontology annotation, cellular component: mitochondrion. Lineage: Eukaryota; Metazoa; Arthropoda; Insecta; Lepidoptera; Noctuidae.
AGUCUGCGAUCCAACAUGGGCGACCAAUCAGCUGACACAUCUGAAGGCAUAUUUUUCCAUGGUGAAAUUAUCUAAAUUGGGUGAAUUAUUACAUAAAACCUGUUCCCGAACAGUUUUCAGUGAUAACCUAGUUAUUCGAGUGGUUAAUUAGCCAACAUCUCUUAUGGAUAACGAGAUUUACUUCGCGUCCACUGAGCAGCCGCAGACAGCUGAAAAUUAAAACAUGGAAGAGCCUAUAUCUAGGAAAAAAAAUAAACUACAUUUGGACACAAAUAAAAUCACUUAGCUAACGCGAAACUGUGUAAAAUAAGCUAAAAAAUAAAUCUAAAAAAAAUAAACAAAAAAAAAUCUAGCUAAUUUAGAGAUCUAGUCUCUAUAGACAUAAACUAAAUAGUGAAAUUAAUAAUAAAAAACAAAAAAAUAUUUAUUUUUCGUUAAUAAUAAUUAUUGUUAUUAUACAAUUUAGUUGACAGUUGAUUCCAUUUAUAAUCUGUAUUGAAAAUACAAUAAAGUUAAAGUUAUAUAAAUAUAGUUUUUAAAACUAUUUUUUAAUGGUUACCAAAGAAAGAAUUGUGUAGAUUUUAAUACCAGUGCGGGAUUGGAUGUUUUUAAAUGUACGAGAUUCGAUAGGGAGGGUGAAAAAUAGUAUUUUUGGGGCGGGGGAAUGUACCAUGGCUGCUACGAUGGUUGAAACUCCGCCGCCUCAGCUUAUUACGACUAUAGAAUGGAGUAUGAUGGACAAGAAGAAGUUUUUUCCGCUUUAUACUUUGAGUAGUUUCACAGUUAGAUGCGCACUAUACCCGCUGACGCUGAUCAAGACGCAGAUACAAGUGCAACGCAAGAAGGAGGCUUACAGCGGCGUGGCCGACGCUAUAUCUAAGAUAUACAGAAACGAGGGCGUGCCGGGGCUGUAUAGAGGUUUCUGGCUGUCCAGUUUUCAGAUAAUAUCAGGCAUAUUCUAUAUCACGACGUACGAAGAGGUUCGACACGAGCUAGGCAAAUAUGACGUCAGUCCCAAAAUGAAGUCUUUCAUAGGUGGCGGGUGUGCGUCCAUAGUGGGACAGACUAUAAUAGUGCCCUUCGACGUGCUCAGCCAACAUCUUAUGGUCCUAGGCCUGGUUAAAGGACGGGGGAAUACGAGGAACCCGCAAAUGAACCCGCUAGGCCUUGACCUAGAAAAGCGCAUGUCCAAAGCAGCCCUAGCUAAAGAGGUAGCGAUACGCGUGUACCAACUGCACGGCCCGCUCGGCUACUACCGAGGCUAUGCGGCGUCGCUUGCCGCCUAUGUGCCCAACUCCGCGCUCUGGUGGGCGUUUUAUACGGCUUAUCAAGAUGAGCUACUAAAAAUAGCGCCUUCAUGGGUGUCGACGCUGCUCAUCCAGUGCGCGGCGGGGACGCUCGGCGGCUUCACAACCACCUUCCUGACCAACCCGCUCGAUAUUGUGCGAGCUAGAUUACAGGUGGAAGGCGUAGGCACCAUGAAAGACAUAUUCAAAGCCCUAUGGGCAGAAGAAGGGCUGCUAGGAUUGUACUUCAAAGGCUUAUCAGCCCGUCUAGUCCAGUCAGCCUGCUUCUCAUUCAGCAUCAUCCUUGGCUACGAGAGCAUCAAGCGCGUGGCUCUGAGCGAGGAGUUCAAGCCGCGCGUGCGCUGGUGACGCGACGUCGAGCGCUCGCAUCCGCGCCACUCACAAUAUACAUGUGGCCGCGC